This is a messenger RNA of Arachis ipaensis, 1875 nucleotides long. Its product is annotated as tubulin alpha-2 chain. Gene Ontology annotation, molecular function: GTP binding; structural constituent of cytoskeleton. Gene Ontology annotation, cellular component: microtubule. The record is from RefSeq and is a predicted model, not a curated record. NCBI's taxonomy places the organism in Eukaryota, Viridiplantae, Streptophyta, Magnoliopsida, Fabales, Fabaceae. Gene Ontology annotation, biological process: microtubule-based process.
UAACCCCGGUGUAAUGAGAAGAAAUUCAAAAAACGUUAACCGCGGUUAAAUUAUUUUAAAAUGAAAAUAUGCCUCACAGUCACAGGGACGGCACUCUUCCCCAACCGCUAUAUAAAAAGAGAGAACCCCAAGAGCCUCAAGCACACUUUCAGCAACAGAGAGGCGUCUUAAUACACGCCGCUCUUCUUCUUCUCCCUUCGACUUAGAUUUAGAUUUAGAUCUCCUUAUUCGUUGUGUGAUUCAACUGCGAAAAUGAGAGAGUGCAUUUCGAUCCACAUUGGUCAGGCCGGUAUCCAGGUCGGAAAUGCUUGCUGGGAGCUCUACUGCCUCGAACACGGCAUUCAGCCUGAUGGCCAGAUGCCGAGUGACAAGACCGUUGGGGGAGGUGAUGAUGCUUUCAACACCUUCUUCAGCGAAACUGGAGCUGGAAAGCAUGUACCUCGUGCAGUUUUUGUAGAUCUUGAGCCCACUGUCAUUGAUGAAGUGAGGACUGGCACAUACCGCCAACUGUUCCAUCCUGAGCAGCUCAUUAGCGGAAAGGAGGAUGCAGCAAACAACUUUGCUCGUGGCCACUAUACCAUUGGGAAAGAGAUUGUUGAUCUGUGCUUGGACCGUAUCAGAAAGCUUGCAGACAACUGCACUGGUCUCCAAGGUUUCCUUGUGAUGAAUGCUGUGGGUGGGGGUACAGGUUCAGGUCUUGGAUCCCUUCUUCUAGAGAGGCUUUCAGUGGACUAUGGCAAGAAGUCCAAGCUUGGUUUCACUGUGUAUCCCUCCCCACAGGUUUCGACAUCUGUUGUUGAGCCCUACAACAGUGUCCUUUCAACCCAUUCCCUUUUGGAGCAUACUGAUGUUGCUGUGCUGCUUGACAACGAAGCAAUCUAUGAUAUUUGCAGGCGUUCUCUUGACAUUGAACGACCAACCUACACAAACCUUAAUCGCCUAGUUUCUCAAGUGAUAUCAUCACUGACUGCUUCUUUGAGGUUUGAUGGUGCCUUGAAUGUUGAUGUUACUGAAUUCCAGACUAAUUUGGUUCCAUACCCCAGGAUCCAUUUUAUGCUUUCAUCAUAUGCACCUGUGAUUUCAGCCGAGAAGGCAUACCAUGAGCAGCUAUCAGUUGCAGAAAUCACCAAUAGUGCAUUCGAGCCAUCUUCUAUGAUGGCAAAGUGUGAUCCACGCCAUGGAAAAUAUAUGGCUUGCUGUCUCAUGUACAGAGGUGAUGUGGUGCCUAAAGAUGUCAAUGCAGCUGUGGCAACUAUUAAGACCAAGCGCACUAUUCAAUUUGUUGACUGGUGUCCCACUGGAUUCAAGUGCGGAAUCAACUAUCAACCUCCAACUGUUGUUCCAGGAGGUGAUCUUGCCAAGGUGCAGAGGGCUGUUUGCAUGAUCUCAAACUCCACCAGUGUUGCUGAGGUUUUCUCCCGCAUUGACCACAAAUUUGAUCUUAUGUAUGCGAAGAGGGCCUUUGUUCACUGGUACGUUGGUGAGGGGAUGGAGGAGGGUGAGUUCUCUGAGGCUCGUGAAGAUCUUGCUGCUCUUGAGAAGGACUAUGAGGAGGUUGGUGCAGAGGCUGCAGAAGACGAUGAAGGAGAAGAUGGAGAGGACUAUUGAUUUGGAAUUUGAAGUUCAAUGUAUUUCUUUUCUCAAUAGAGUCUUGUUUUGUUACCUUGUCUUUUAAUUUUUGUAUGCUCUUGUUUACUUAGUUGUCCAAUCUAUUGGGCUUGGUCUGUUCCAGUACUAAACUUCAAUGAUUUGAAUGUGGCUCUUAGCUAAAAUUGUUGUCUAUUUUGUGAUUGCUAAAUCAUGCGUUGCACAGUGUGUUGCUCCUGCGAUGAAGCAGCUUCGAUUAUGUGUUAGAAGUUUAAGUGUUUCACCUAC